Messenger RNA from Dimorphilus gyrociliatus, 292 nucleotides. Lineage: Eukaryota; Metazoa; Annelida; Polychaeta; Dinophilidae. The record is from the annotation of a GenBank genome assembly.
AAUGAAUAUUUCUUUGGAAAAAGUUACUUCGCAUAAGACUGAGCAUAACACAACCUGGCAAUUAACGAAGAUAAGUGAGUUAGUUUUCAUUAAUCAAAGAAACUUAUGCGCCUACGGGAAGAAGAAGAAAAAGACAGGAAAAGAUAUUUCAUACAAAAGGACGAUGGAAAAUAGGGUAUUAAAGAGGUAUGAAGAAGAACAAAGAAAGAAGAAAGUUGGAAAAAAAUUGAAAAUAAAAGUUGAGAAUAAACUGGACGGUAUCGUCCGUAAAGAUAGUCAAAAGAAAGCGUGA